UUCAAGGCCCGGCAGCCGCAAUCAUGGCCUGUCCUGGGGCCUGGGCGCCGCUGCCGGAGUUACCAGAGAAGAACUGUGGGUACCGCGAGGUCCAGUACUGGGACCAGCGCUACCGGAACGCUGCCGACUCUGCUCCCUACGAGUGGUUCGGGGACUUCUCUUCCUUCCGUGACCUCCUAGAGCCGGAGCUGAGGCCGGACGACCGUAUCCUCGUGCUAGGCUGUGGAAACAGUGCCCUGAGCUACGAACUGUUCCUUGGGGGCUUCCCUGAUGUGACCAGUGUGGACUACUCAUCAGUAGUGGUGGCUGCCAUGCGGGCUCGAUAUGCCCACGUGCCCGAGCUGCGCUGGGAGACCAUGGACGUGCGGGCACUGGGCUUCCCCAGUGGCUCCUUUGACGUGGUGCUCGAGAAGGGCACGCUGGAUGCCCUGUUGACUGGAGAACAGGAUCCCUGGAAUGUGUCCUCUGAAGGUAUCCACACUGUGGACCAGGUGCUGAGUGAGAUGGUGGAGUACAAACGCGCCACGCUGCGGGAUGAAGACGCACCCGAGACCCCCGUAGAGGGCGGGGCCUCCCCGGACGCCGUGGAGGUGGGAUUCCGGAAGAGGACAAGACACCUCUUGGGCUCGCACACCCAGCUGGAGCUGGUCUUGGCUGGUGUCUCUCUACUGCUGGCUGCAGUGCUUCUGGGUUGCUUGGUGGCCCUGUGGGUCCAGUACCACAGAGACCCAUCCCACAGCACUUGCCUCACGGAGGCCUGCAUUCGAGUGGCUGGAAAAAUCUUGGAGUCCCUGGACCGUGGGGUGAGCCCCUGUGAAGACUUUUACCAGUUCUCCUGUGGAGGCUGGAUUCGGAGAAACCCUCUGCCUGAUGGGCGUUCUCGCUGGAACACCUUCAACAGCCUCUGGGACCAGAACCAGGCCAUACUGAAGCACCUGCUCGAAAACACCACCUUCAACUCCAGCAGUGAAGCUGAGCGGAAGACACAGCGCUUCUACCUCUCCUGCCUACAGGUGGAGCGCAUUGAAGAGCUGGGAGCCCAGCCGCUGCGAGACCUCAUUGACAAGAUUGGUGGUUGGAACAUUACGGGGCCCUGGGACCAGGACAACUUCAUGGAGGUGCUGAAGGCAGUAGCAGGGACCUACAGGGCCACCCCCUUCUUCACUGUCUACAUCAGUGCCGACUCUAAGAGUUCCAACAGCAAUGUUAUCCAGGUGGACCAGUCUGGGCUCUUUCUGCCCUCUCGAGAUUACUACCUAAACAGGACUGCCAAUGAGAAAGUGCUUACCGCCUACCUGGACUACAUGGAGGAGCUGGGGAUGCUGCUAGGAGGACAUCCAGCCUCCACGCGAGAGCAGAUGCAGCAGGUGCUGGAGCUGGAGAUACAACUGGCCAACAUCACGGUGCCCCAGGACCAGCGGCGGGAUGAGGAGAAGAUCUACCACAAGAUGAGCAUCGCAGAGCUGCAGGCCCUGGCGCCCUCCAUGGACUGGCUGGAGUUCCUGUCCUUCUUGCUGUCGCCGCUGGAGCUGGGUGAUUCUGAGCCUGUGGUGGUGUAUGGGACGGAUUAUUUGCAGCAGGUGUCAGAGCUCAUCAACCGCACAGAGCCAAGUGUCCUGAACAAUUACCUGAUCUGGAACCUGGUACAGAAGACAACAUCAAGCCUGGACCGCCGCUUUGAGUCUGCACAAGAGAAGCUGCUGGAGACCCUCUAUGGCACCAAGAAGUCCUGCACACCAAGGUGGCAGACCUGCAUCUCCAACACGGACGACGCCCUUGGCUUCGCUCUGGGCUCCCUCUUUGUGAAGGCCACGUUUGACCGGCAGAGUAAGGAAAUUGCAGAGGGGAUGAUCAGCGAGAUCCGGACUGCCUUUGAGGAGGCCCUGGGACAGUUGGUUUGGAUGGAUGAGAAGACCCGCCAGGCAGCCAAGGAGAAAGCAGAUGCCAUCUAUGAUAUGAUUGGUUUCCCAGACUUCAUCCUGGAGCCCAAAGAGCUGGAUGAUGUUUAUGAUGGGUAUGAAGUGUCUGAAGAUUCCUUCUUCCAGAACAUGUUGAAUUUGUACAACUUCUCUGCUAAGGUGAUGGCUGACCAGCUCCGCAAGCCUCCCAGCCGGGACCAGUGGAGCAUGACCCCCCAGACAGUGAAUGCCUACUACCUUCCAACCAAGAAUGAAAUCGUCUUCCCUGCCGGCAUCCUGCAGGCCCCCUUCUACGCCCGCAACCACCCCAAGGCCCUGAACUUUGGUGGCAUCGGCGUGGUGAUGGGCCACGAGUUGACACAUGCCUUUGAUGACCAAGGGCGCGAGUAUGACAAGGAAGGGAACCUGCGGCCAUGGUGGCAGAAUGAGUCGCUGGCAGCCUUCCGGAAUCACACGGCCUGCAUGGAGGAGCAGUAUAGCCAGUACCAGGUCAACGGGGAGAAGCUCAACGGCCGCCAGACGCUGGGGGAGAACAUUGCUGACAACGGAGGGCUUAAGGCUGCCUACAACGCUUACAAAGCAUGGCUAAGAAAGCAUGGGGAGGAGCAGCAGCUACCAGCCGUGGGGCUCACCAACCACCAGCUCUUCUUUGUGGGAUUUGCCCAGGUGUGGUGCUCGGUCCGCACACCCGAGAGCUCUCACGAGGGGCUGGUGACGGACCCCCACAGCCCUGCCCGCUUCCGCGUGCUGGGCACGCUCGCCAACUCCCGUGACUUCCUGCGGCACUUCGGCUGCCCUGUUGGCUCCCCCAUGAACUCAGGGCUGCUUUGUGAGGUGUGGUAGACUUGGGUUGGGAAGAAAUGGCCAGCUGUUGCCAGGGCCUGGGGCAGUUUGCCCAGCGAGGCUGCCUGCUCUGCGGUUUGGAGAAGGCAAAUGCCAGCUGGGCUGGGUCCGGCCCCUCCACACCACGGAUGACAUGAGUCCUAGUCCCUCCUCGACCACCACAUCGUGCCAAGGCUUUGGGGGUGUCCCUGCCUCCAGCAGAGUCCCCACCAUUCACUGUGACAUUCUUCCGCGUCACCCUGCCUGGAGGAUGCCUGGGCAGAGGGCACCAGUUCCCACAGGAAGGAGUCCACCUCUUCUGGUCCCAAGCUCCCUGGGCUUGGUGGCCACGGGGCCUGCUGUGACUGCCACAUGCUGACCACGCAGGGCCCUGCUGGUGUGCCUCCCACACUUCUCCCCAAGGCUCACUCAGUGCUCCCUCGGGAGUAGACAGAGCUCCUUUCAGCCCCACCCUCGGGGUGGCCCCCACCCCGUGUUCUUCCUGCUGCUGCUCCUAAUACUGCUGCCAGCCCUCGCUGACAAACCACCUGUGCUCAGUGCUUAGUGGAAGCCUUUACGAACCUUCCUGCCGCCUCCCAGGUUCCCUAGGCUCAGAGGGGAAGAGUGUACAUGUAGGGGAUGCUAGUCCCUGUGUCUCGGCAUGCAAGACUUAGGGGAUGACUGAUUCUCCCUGGACCAAGCAGGAAAGCAGACAGAGCAGGGAGAGGGAAGGAUAGAGUUUAUUUUUACAGGAAAGAGGGUGGGGAAGGAAUGGUCUUGGCCCUGUAGGACCCUGUGCCAAUAAACAGACACGCAUCAGUCAGCCUGUCUCUUCCUUCAGUCCUGUUUUCAUUUACUCAUUCCACCAGUAUUUAUUGAGUACCUGCUGUAUGCCAGGUACUCUUAUAGGCACGCAUUUACUCACGCACCAGGCACAGGGGACUGAAAUUUGAAGUCCCAAGAAGACAAAGAGGCAGGAUGGAGGAAUGGCAUGAAAUUGAGUCUGGCAAGUGGAGUACAUCCUCCGCUCACUGGUGGCCAUGUUCCAUCACUGGCUGUUCUAUUGCUGGAAGCGUUUGCUACGGCCCUCCGCUGGUGCAUGCAACUGGGUCUGACACUGAGUCUGGGUAACUACUUGGCCACGGUCGGCUUGGAAGACGGGUGGCCCUUACCCUGCAGUGGAGGGCGGCCCUGGCCAAGGUAGCAUUUCACUCCCUGGAGCUUGGAGCACCAGCCUCUGCUUGUGGCUGAGAAGACAUGCAUUUCUCCAUGUUCUCAAAGGCUUAGCGCUCCUGAGAGCCGCUCAUCCCACCUACACACGCGCAUCGAGGCCUACCAAGUUCCAGGCACAGAGACUGCGGGUUUGGCUGCCACCCUCCAGCACAAGCGAGGGAAACGGAGCAUUUACUGAUACCUCUGUGUUCCAGGCACUUCUGCUAGGUGGCUCAUUUCUUUCUUCAUUCAUUUAGUUAUACAUUUAUAUAUUCAUAGAUUUGUUUUUAUAAGUAUAUUGAUUACCAAUAAUGUGCCAGGCACUGGUGACGGAAAGAGGAAUACGAUGAUUCCCUCCCUCAGGUGACUCUUCUUCUGUUGGCACUUUCACCUUCAUAAGCUUGCCCGAUCCUCGCAGCAACAUAUUUUCUAAGUGCUCCAGUUUCCACUUUACAGGUCUAACUGUAAACACUUCACUGCAGUAAGAGACCUGGAUUGAAACUGAAGCUCUGACAGCUGUGUGAGCUUGAGCCGGUUCCCUAACCUCUACAAGCCUCAGUUUCUUCAUCUGUAAAAUAAGAACCAGAGCAAAGCGGUGGAAAGAGUCCAGUCUCAGUUCUCUUUAACAUGCAGUGUUCUCCAAGGUGUAAGUAGGUGUGGGUUUAUUAAGUUUGGAGGGGGAAGAGUGAAGCUUUGUCAGUGAUUGCUGCUGGGGUCACUGGUUCCUGGGCGAUGGCACCAGCACAUGUCCCACAGUCUGUAUCCUGUCACAGCAUCAGACUGUCCCCAUAAAGAGCUGUAUGUGGGUCUCUGUCAAGUUACUUGGAACUGUGGCUGCUCACCAAGGGAAGGAAAUUGCUGGCUACUAAGAAAAAGGAAAAGUGGCCUUGGGAACUCUAAGACCAAGGGAAAGCAUGGCUUGAGUCUCUGCUCUGAGAGCAAAACUCUAGGAGGGGGGGUGGCAAAGUGUAUUGGAAAGAGGAAGGCCGUCACAUCUGGAAAUCUGGUUCUGGCUCCAGUUCUGCCACUCCCCAGCUGUGACACCAGGCAUGGCUUAUCCCCUCUUCAGAUCU
This is a messenger RNA of Globicephala melas (long-finned pilot whale), 5026 nucleotides long. It is a transcript of the gene ECE2, whose product is annotated as endothelin converting enzyme 2. The record is from RefSeq and is a predicted model, not a curated record. Gene Ontology annotation, cellular component: plasma membrane. NCBI's taxonomy places the organism in Eukaryota, Metazoa, Chordata, Mammalia, Artiodactyla, Delphinidae. Gene Ontology annotation, biological process: protein processing. Gene Ontology annotation, molecular function: S-adenosylmethionine-dependent methyltransferase activity; metalloendopeptidase activity.